AGCCCGGGCUAUCUCUUGUUCUCAGCCAGUGGCCACUGCUCACAACGGCCGAGUCGAAUGUGAGACGGCAACACAAACAGUAGCACGCCGCGGGCGCCGCGAUGGAAGCCUCGUCGUCCUUGCCGAUGCUCGCCGCCUCCAGCUUCCUCCCCCCGCCGCAGCUGCUGGCGCCGACAUGCCCCCGGCGGGCCAUCCCCUUCGUCCGCGUGACCGCGCAGACACUAGAAGUGCCGGAGGCGCCCAAAGCCCCGCGGCCGUCGCCUAGGCGCAGCGCCGUCGCCGAGGUCAAGGCCUCCCCCGACCCCGUAGCCGCGCUGAACAGGUUUGAGGAUGUGCUGCAGACACAGGACUGCAACAUAAUCUUGCGCCACUGCGGUGAUACCAGGCGCUGGGAUGACCUCUCUAAGGUCUUCGAGUGGAUGCAAGAGCGUGAAAUGACCAACGCUGCUUCCUAUAGCAGUUACUUCAAGUACCUUGGACUGAGCCGUGACCCCGCAAGGGCGCUGCAAGUGUAUGGUGCCAUCCAAGACCACCCGAUGAGGGUUCAGGUCUCCGUCUGUAAUUCGGUGCUUGGGUGCUUGGUGAAGAAUGGGAGGUUUGACAGCAGCUUCAAGCUCUAUGACGAGAUGAUACGUGAAGGUCUAUCACCUGAUCCAUUCACCUACAGUACACUGCUAUCAGGUUGCAUGAAGUUGAAGCAGGGUUACACUAAGGCAAUGGGAUUGAUCAAUGAGAUGAAAUCUCGUUGUCUUCAGAUGGAUAGUGUAAUAUAUGGCACUCUUCUGGCAAUAUGUGCAUCGCAUAACUACUGUGAGGAGGCUGAAGUAUAUUUUCAGAAAAUGAAAGAUGAAGGCCAUAGUCCUAAUCUGUUCCAUUACAGCUCCCUGCUGAAUGCAUAUUCAGAAAAUGCUGAUUAUGGAAAAGCUGAGAUGUUGAUGAAAGAUCUGAGGUCCUCCGGAUUAACACCAAAUAAGGUUAUGUUGACCACUUUACUAAAGGUGUAUUCUAAAGGUGGUAUCUUUGAGAAGGCUAAGGAGCUGCUGACUGAACUGGAAGCCUCUGGCUUUGCACAGGAUGAGAUGCCAUACUGUAUAUUGAUUGAUGGCCUUGUCAAAGGUGGGAAGAUAGAGGAAGCAAAGGUGCUAUUUAAUGAAAUGAAAGGAAAAGGUGUCAAAUCUGAUGGUUAUGCAUUUAGUAUCAUGAUUUCAGCAUUACACAGAGGUGGUCAUCAUCAAGAAUCAAAACAACUUGCAAAAGAAUUUGAGACCGAGAAUGCAUCAUAUGAUCUAGUUAUGCUUAAUACAUCACUGCGCACUUACUGCAGCACAAACGAUAUGGAGAGUGUAAUGAGUAUGCUAAAGAAGAUGGAUGAAUUGAACAUAUCACCUGAUAAUAUUACAUUUAAUACCUUGAUAAGGUACUUCUGCAAUGCAAAGGUUUAUCACCUAGCGUACAAGACGAUUGAAGAUAUGCAUACAAAGGGUCAUCAAUUGAAUGAGGAGCUUUGUUCUUAUGUAAUGGUACAGCUAGGAAAAGCAGGUUUUCCUUCUGAAUCAUUUUCUGUAUAUAAUAUGUUGAGAUACAGUAAGAGAACAGUACGUAAAUCUCUUCAUGAGAAGGCUUUAGGCAUCUUAAUUUCAGCAGAACUUCUCAAGGAUGCAUACAUAGUUGUUAAGGACAAUGCUGAGCUGAUAUCUCCUUCAUCUUUGGAGAAGUUUGCUAGAUCUUUCAUGGUAUCAGGAAAUAUAAAUCUUAUUAACGAUGUCAUGAAAGCCCUAAACCGCUCCGGGUGGCGUAUCAGCCAGGUCUUUUUCUGUGCAAAGGGAACAGUGUAUCCCUUAGUUUCUUCUGCAGCAACUAAAGAUAUCUUUGGGAGAGCAAUUCAGAGAUACAUCCGGAAGCCUGAUAAGAAGCAUAUGCUGCUGUGCCUCUUGGACUGGAUGACUGGACAAGGCUAUUCUGUAGACUCGUCAUCAAGGAACUUGCUUUUGAAGAAUGCACAACUUUUUGGCCAAAAUCAACUUAUAGCAGAAAUUCUUUCUAAGCAGCAGACAGCAUCCAGGACCAUUGGCCAAAGACACAAAAAAUGAUUUAGGAAAGAUUUUGUAUAUAUAAAUUGUUCGUAUCCAUCCAAGAAGCUCAUUCAUUAAGCCACAGUUUAUUGUGCUCAGAAUGAUCGAUCAGAUGACAAGGUAUCAGUUAUCAGCUGAUGUGCGGAUGUGCUUAGGCUCCUGCAACCACCUUCCAUUGGAAUUUCACAUUAUGGCAGGAACUUUCCUGUGAGAAUGCUUAUUACACGAGCAGUACAGUUGGGAGUGAAAUGGUACAGGCCAUGAUGAGAACCCAUUAAACCUUAGGGUUUGUUUUCUGAUCUUUCGAUGAAAGACGUGGAAUAACUCGAUUGAUGGAGGAGACGACGUUCACGGCCCGACUACAGCUUUCUAAGGAUGCUGCGCCUUAGCAACCGAUACACCACCUCCUAUGGUCGCCGCGAUUUCGUGGAGCACGACACCCGGUCACUAGGGUACUCGUCCUGCAAGCAAUCGAAGAACCAGUAAUAACAAGUAGAAUAAGUACUGAAAAUACGAGAUGUAAUUCUGAAUCUCAAUUAUGGUGUGGUUCUAGAAACAAGUAGACGGGCGGCUGAAUCAACACGCGCUAAGGAAGUAGCAAAAGCUAAACUUGCAUCUAACAAAAUUCGAGUAUUCUUGA
Panicum hallii is the source of this 2712-nucleotide messenger RNA. Its product is annotated as pentatricopeptide repeat-containing protein At1g10910, chloroplastic. NCBI's taxonomy places the organism in Eukaryota, Viridiplantae, Streptophyta, Magnoliopsida, Poales, Poaceae. The transcript has 12 exons. The record is from RefSeq and is a predicted model, not a curated record. Gene Ontology annotation, molecular function: protein binding. The coding region runs from base 102 to 2090 and encodes 662 amino acids.